CGUUAUUCGGCGCAGUUCUGAAGAUAAAUGCGUACAGCUAUGGGUUGGCCGAGGCCGCAGAAAUUUUGUACCAGAACGCCGGCAAGCAGGACGGCGUGGACUAUUUUAUGGUGGAAAAGCCGGAGGAGGCGCUGGCACUUCGCUUGCAGUCGAAGAUCCCGGAAAGCGUCCCGAUUUUGAUACUGUACCGCACCGUGAUGGCGCCCAGCCUGCUCUGUAAGCUCGCUUUGCUGCACAUCCGUGUCUCGGCGUUGGCGAUCGAAUGGCUUCUGUCCUUGAACCUGAACGACUUUUGUAUCGCCAGAAAGAGCUUCUGUUUCACUGCAUUACAACAUAAGAUGAAAAGCGUUUUUCAUAUUCAUGCCAGAAAUGCAUAUGCAGCAAGACAGUUGAUGCAUUGCAGAUCAUGUUCGUUCUCGUGUAUGGGUGUGGCGAACCUGUGAUGCAAAUGUUACAGAAUGAGAAUCAUCGCUUCGCAUCGCUCACAACGCUCGGAUCAUCGAUCGAUUACAGUGAAAGAAGAACAUUUUUCGCGCGAUAUUUCGCCCCCCGUCCACGCCGGCCCUGAAAUUUCACGCGAUGCUGGACACGGGACUGUCGCGGGAGGGGCUUCGCUUAGAGGAAACGGUUUCCCAUUUGGCUGAUCACUUCUACCCGCUAGAAAAGGGCAUCCGCGAGAGGAAGCUGCAGU
Messenger RNA from Amoebophrya sp. A120, 691 nucleotides. NCBI's taxonomy places the organism in Eukaryota, Dinophyceae, Syndiniales, Amoebophryaceae. The record is from the annotation of a GenBank genome assembly.